Striga asiatica is the source of this 1206-nucleotide messenger RNA. The record is from the annotation of a GenBank genome assembly. NCBI's taxonomy places the organism in Eukaryota, Viridiplantae, Streptophyta, Magnoliopsida, Lamiales, Orobanchaceae.
AUGGGUGUCUGUGUCUCAAAGCCCAACAAGAAGCUAAAAUCAAAGGCCAAGAGUUUCUGCAAGUCAUGCAGAUUUCGUCGAAAGAUAGCUCCAUCCAAUCUGAUUGUGCCCACAGUCCAAGAAAUUUACGGUGGUGAAUUUUCUGCCCGUGAAUUCGAAUUUUCCCACAUCGAAAAUGACGAAACAGCAACUUUACAGAGGUCUCAGGUUCAAAAUACCUCUGUUCUUUCUCGGGCGCAAGACGAAGACAAUCGAUCUUGUUCAAACAGAAUACUGCAAGAGGAACAGUGGUUCGACUCUGUAAGCGUCCUCGAUUCCGAUACAGACGAAGACUUUAUCAGCAUCGGGGGAGAUGUUUACUCAUCCUUAGGCACUCCAACUGAGAGCUACUCAUCCCCUAAAAACCACUCCAGUCGAGUCGAUUUAAGUAAAACUCGAGAUAUUUUGAAACUUGAGGGAAUAAAAAAAGUAGACGAAUUAGGCUAUGCGCAUUCCGCUAGGAAAAGACAAGACAUUUAUUUUCCGAGCUCGAAAGCGAAUGAUAAACCGAGAGCUGGGGUCGUUAUAUCACGAUCAACAGCUGAGAAGCCAACUCCAGGCAGUUGGGAUAAAAAGAAAUAUCCUGCUGCUGAUUAUAGCCCUUAUGUACCUAUCGGUGUCGACUUAUUCGCCUGCCCUCGAAAGAUUAAUCACAUUGCAGAGCAUAUUGAGCUUCCAUGUGUAAAUUCACAUCAUCAAGUGCCUUCCCUUCUAAUUGUCAAUAUUCAGCUUCCUACUUAUCCGGCUUCAGUAUUUCUUGGAGAGAGUGAUGGGGAGGGGAUGAGCCUUGUAAUAUAUUUCAGAUUGUCUGAAGAUUUUGAUAAAGAAACUUGUCCAAGAUAUUUAGACUCCUUGAAGAGGUUCAUUGCGAACGAGAUGGAAAGCGUGAAAAGCUUUGCAAAGGAAACUGUUGUUCCUUACAGGGAGAGGCUAAAAAUCAUGGUCAAUCCCGUAAAUCCCGAAGACCUCGGUUUGAGCUCUGCAGAAAGAAAGCUUUUAAAUGCGUACAAAGAGAAGCCGGUGCUUUCGCGUCCCCAACAUGCUUUCUACAAGGCACAGUCCCCAGAUGAACUGCCCGAGAAAGUAUUGUGCUGUGUGCGGCUGAAUAACAUAGAUUUUGUGAAUUCGGGCCAAAUGCAGACACUUGUUGCACAAAAGCAUGAAUGA